Bactrocera latifrons is the source of this 2952-nucleotide messenger RNA. Its product is annotated as elongation factor-like GTPase 1. Gene Ontology annotation, cellular component: ribonucleoprotein complex; cytosol. The record is from RefSeq and is a predicted model, not a curated record. Gene Ontology annotation, molecular function: GTP binding; GTPase activity; ribosome binding. The coding region runs from base 136 to 2952 and encodes 938 amino acids. The transcript is spliced from 9 exons. Lineage: Eukaryota; Metazoa; Arthropoda; Insecta; Diptera; Tephritidae. Gene Ontology annotation, biological process: cytosolic ribosome assembly.
CGAAGGAAGGAAGUGAGUAAAAGUUUAGAUUGAUCAUAUAUUAGUUUAAAAAGAUCACAUAUUGUACAAAUAACCAUUGUACGCGAGUGAAAAUAUCGUUCAUAUAAAAUAGACGUUAAAAUAUAUUGAAUAAAGAUGCCCGUAAUAGACCCAAAUUCGUUGGUAAAUCUCCAAAAAGACAUUGAGCGUGUGCGUAAUAUCUGCAUUUUAGCACAUGUCGAUCACGGAAAGACCACACUAGCUGACUCACUUGUUGCUAGCAAUGGCAUAAUUUCUCAACGUAUGGCAGGAAAACUACGUUACCUGGACACACGUCAAGAUGAGCAGGAACGUGGCAUAACCAUGAAGAGCAGCAGCAUAUCGUUGUAUUAUCGUGGCAAUGCUAAAAAUGGUAGCGAACAAGAUUAUCUGGUUAAUCUGAUCGAUUCUCCUGGACAUGUUGACUUCUCCAGUGAAGUCUCCACAGCUGUACGUUUGUGCGAUGGCGCAAUCGUUGUGGUUGAUGUAAUCGAAGGUGUUUGUCCGCAAACACGCUUAUGCUUAGAACAAGUUUACAAAGAGCAACUGAAGCCUGUUUUGGUACUAAAUAAAAUUGACCGUCUCAUAAUGGAAAGGAAGCUUAAGCCGUUAGAUGCCUAUUAUCACAUACGCCAAGUUUUAGAGGGUGUAAAUGCUGUACUCGGCAGUAUAUUUGCUUCGGAUGUGCUAGCAAAGGAAGAUAUCACUAAGAAGGACGACUAUGAGUCAGCGUUGGAAGAUUCAGACGAUUCAAAAUUAUACUUCUCUCCAACUGAGGGAAAUGUUAUUUUUUGCUCUGCCUAUGACGGCUGGGCUUUCUCAGUGAGUGACUUUGCCAGAAUCUUUGCAGACCGUUUAGAAAUGUCGCAAAUAGACUUGGAACAAGUACUUUGGGGCGACUUUUAUUACAAUGUCAAAAAGAAAAGUGCCUUCCCUGGUGCGCAGGAAAAGGCAAAGAAACCGAUAUUCGUACAGUGCAUACUGGAUAAUAUAUGGGGUAUCUACGAUGUUGUAGCAAUCCGUAAGGAUAUGGUAAAACUUCAAAGCGUCGCCGACACAUUAGGCAUUAGACUGCAACCGCGUGAUUUGCGUAACACCGACCACAGAGCUCAAAUAAAAGCUGUGCUCGGUCACUGGCUGCCCAUCGAUCGAACCGUCUUGGAGAUGGUGGUGCGUCAUGUACCCGCGCCAAAUGUUAUUUCCAAUGAGCGCGCCGAAAGGCUACUCUUUCAACAAAAUGCCAAGUUAGACAGUUAUCCAGCUGAGACAUUAUUGUUAAAAGAAGAGUUCAAAAGAUGUGACAGCAAAAGUGAAAACAUCAUUGUAUUUGUUUCCAAGAUGGCACCUGUGCAUGUCUCACAACUGCCGCAAAAUAAGGAGAAGCACCUCACUGAAGAGGAACUGAGAGCACGACGAGAAGAAGUGCGCCGGCGCAUUGAAGCGCGUAAACAAGCGGCAGAAAAUGCGAAUUUAGAAAAUCUUACGGCUGGCGUACAACAAUUGAAUGUUGCAGAAACGUCCGUUGUGCCUUCAAGUAGCAGUGAAUGUCAAGAAGAGUCCAGACAAGAAGAACCAGAAAAGCCUGAUCACGUUUUUGUUGCAUUUGCCCGCAUCUUCAGUGGUACUCUGCGACCGGGCAUGCGCUUGUACAACUUAGCACCUAAACAUGACCCUCGAAAUAAAGAUCAGUUAAAUUUGGACUCGCCUUACAUAAGCGAGGUGACGAUCGGUGAUCUGUACAUGUUUAUGGGCGGCGAAUUGCAAUCGCUGGACGAAGUGCCAGCUGGUAACAUUGUGGGCAUUGGCGGCCUGGAUCAGGAUAUCAUCAAGACAGCAACAUUGAGUAGCACCAUGAACUGCACAUCGUUUAGCGAACUCAACCUGAUGGCUACGCCUGUGUUGCGUGUGGCUAUUGAGCCAGUGAAUCCGCAAGACUUACCCAAACUUGUGAAGGGUCUUAAAUUGUUGAAUCAGGCUGAUGCAUGUGUGCAAGUAUCGAUGGCGCCCACCGGUGAGCAUGUUAUCACCACUCUGGGCGAAGUGCAUGUGGAGAAGUGUGUGCGCGACCUGGAAGAGAGCUAUGCCAAGAUAAAAAUCAAUGUUUCUGAACCUAUAGUGUCUUUCCGUGAGACCAUAGUACCUGAAGCUACAAUGGAUAUGGUCAAUAUGGCUAUAGUAAAGACGGCCAGCGAUAAAGACAUAACUAAAAAGAUUAUCACCCAGCAAACAGCCAACAAGUUGGGCACACUACGCAUUAUAGCGUUGCCGCUUCCAGAAUCUACUACUACCGUGCUAGAAACAUACCACAGCUUCAUUAAAGAGUUGACAGCAAAUAGCAAAAGCGUUGCAGUGUCUGAAAAAUACGUCGCGUUUAUAGCUCAGCUAAAAGGGCAAAUUUGUAACAGUUUGUGUGAGUUAGAACUUAAGGGUCUGUCAGAGCUAAUGCCGAACAAGUUGGUGGAUCGUAUCUGGGCACUCGGUCCGCACAAUUGCGGUACUAAUAUACUGUUCAAUUUGAGCGACUAUGAGCAACCGAAUUUUUGGCAGUCGCUGACAAACCAAACGGAUAGUGAUGCCGUUACUAAAGUGACGAGCGACGUGCGCAGAGAUUAUAAUAGCUCAUUUGUCAAUGGCUUUCAGUUGGCGACCGCUGCUGGGCCACUUUGCGAGGAGCCGAUGCAAGGCGUUGCUUUUGUGGUGCUCGAGUGGUCGGUCCAGGAGGGAGACGAUUUGAAUUCCAAGUCUUUUGGUCCAUUUUCUGGGCAAGUGUUGACUGCAGUGAAGGAAUCUUGUCGCAUGGCGUUUCAGGCGCAACCGCAACGUUUAGUUAGCCCUAUGUUCAGUUCUACAAUUGUGGUGAAUGCAGAAGUUUUAGGUGAGUCAAAGCAACCGGGUCAUAAAAUACGCCGCACCCAUAUGCUCGCCUGGACGUAG